GGUUUUCGGGGAGGGGAGGUGGGGGAGAGAUCUGUCUGUGUGCGUGGCCCGGUCGCGAGGUGUGCGGGCCGUUGGAGAAGCGAGCGUCGGGAGGGAAGACGAGAAAACGAGAUCGCGCGCGGCUUCCCGGUGGAAACGGGAUAAAACCCACGCGAGACGCAGGGAAGAGCGCGAAGGAGCGAAGAGCUCACUUCCCCGCAGGAAGGGCGGGAGAGGAAGUGGAAGCUGCGAGAUCGUCGGCGCGCCGAUGGUGGGGAUAAAAGGGCGGUCGCGCAGGCGCGACUCGCGACAGAACUGCUUCGCGCGGCGACGCUCAGUCUCGUCCGUCGCAAUCCAGUGCAGAUAUACGUGCAAUUACCCUGUCAACAGUGCUUAAAAUCUUUGGUUCGUGCUUGUGCUGCGUUUCAUCAGCACACACGGUGAUCGAUAACGCACACCGACGGAGUCUGUCGUCGAUCGCCGACGUGUCGUGAUCGACGUGCGUGAGGACGAAAGAAGAAAAAAAAAAUAAAUAAAAGUAAAAGGAGUCACACCGCGGGAGGAAGUUUCGGAAGCACGCGGCGCGCGCGAAGGGAUAAAUCUGACGUAAUUUGAAUUUCAACCAGUAUCAAUCGUCGCGAAAGAGUGGAGGGACCGUUCGGCGUGAAGUUUGACGCGAGUCUUUCGGACGGUGAAUCUCGGCGCACGUCAGCGGCGUCAGUCCGGCUGGAACGCACGAAACGAGUGGUAGCGUCGAAGACGUCGCUCGAGUGUCGACCGGUUACCGGUCAUCGCGAGCGAGUGGUACGAAUCAACGAGAGGAAAAGGAGAAAAGAGCGUGCCGUGUGCGAAAGCGAGCAGAUGUGGUGCCGGGUAAUUUCACCUAGUUGCGUUCACGCGACCUAACUGCCGGCGUGAGUGGUGGAUCGUCAGUGUGUCCGCGAGUGUUGCGUGAGCCGCGAGUCCGCGAGUGGUUUUGGUCAUCGUGGGAUCGCUGGAGCUUCCGUACACGCCGUCGAGAUGAAGACUUGCCACCUGUGGCUAGAAGCGGUCGUCGUUCUCCUGGCGAUAGCAGGUGCGAACUGCCUGCGGGGGGUCAGCCUAGAGGUGAGUCCGGAGGUGGUGCAACGUGGCGAGAAGGUGCUUCUGCAGUGCAAUUAUGAUUUGGAGAAUGCGCCACUCUACUCCCUCAAGUGGUAUCGAGGCAGGCACGAAUUCUACCGAUUCUCACCCACCGAGGAAUCAUCUACCAAGACCUUCAACAUUUCCGGGAUUAAUGUCGACCCCGACAAGUCGAACAACAGCCAGGUAAUGCUUCGCAAUGUCGACUUCGGCCUCUCGGGUACAUUCAUCUGCGAAGUUACGGCAGACGCGCCAACCUUCUCCACAGCCUCCGCCUCGAAGAAUCUCACCGUAGUAUUUCUGCCCCCUGAAAAGCCCGUUAUCGUAUCGGAACGCGAUCGCUACGACCCAGGAGACAUGUUGAGGGCAAAUUGCAGCCUGCCGCCUUCGAAGCCACCGGUUCGCAUCUCAUUCACACUGAACAGCAUGCCGUUGGAGGCGACCACGAGGCAACAGCGGACGAAGGAAGACGAGGGAACGCAGUGGAGCGAGAUCAGUCUCACCCUUCAGCCGUUCCAUUACACGAACGGUCGUUUGAAUCUACGUUGCACCGCGGAGAUACCUGGCGUCUACUCAAAGCAAAGCGAAGUCCAGCUCCUUUCGGGUAUGCGCGAACCCGUGCCUGAAAGAGUAACCUCAGAAAACGGAAGCGGCACGCAUACGAUGACAUUUGUGACAAUACUCUGCCUGGGCACGCUCCAUCUGCUUCUGAGAUAGUCACGGCACGCCUGAGACCACGAAAAGGGAGCUCACGGGCGUCGCAUGAUAAAUAGCACACUAGUCAGCGGGAGAAAGGGCUGGAUGAAAAGACGAUGGAGGCAGGGUUUAAGGACCGCGUAUGGACGGCGCAGAAACAAAUAAUAUUGUUAAACCAUAUAUGAUUAUUAAGUGUUUUCUUUUUUUUCUGGUGGAUUAAAUUUUUUUUUUUCUGAACGGGUCAGGAUCAUAAAUUCUACAUGUUCCCCGUGUGCAAUCGUUAAUAGCAGCGCGAUGUUAAUUUUCAACUGGUGAAUCAUUUUCUGAUGCAGCAUUGCCAUAAUAAUUAGAAUCAUUUCGCCACACUCUGACGUCCCUGAAUCAAAAAGGACACGACGCGUUUAAUGUGACACAUUUAUCGACCGCGAAAUCGUCGAUCGUGUUAUCGUUACAUAUUUUACCACCUCCCUUUUAUAUAGUAUCGUUAUUUUGUAAGACACGCCGGUAUGCACGGAUUGUUUCUCGUUUGUCUUUUCGGUGAUAUACGAACUGAGUAAGAGAGGAGCGGCGAUACCAGUUAACGAUCCCUGGAUCGUGACCGAUGGAGAGAUAGAUAAUCGGAUAAAGGAUCACCGUAGCCAAAUCCGCUGUUAGGAGAUCCACUGCCACGCGCUUUACGGCACGGAGAAUCGAAGUAGCAUAGCCAAUUAGUCGCGUCCGAUUACUAUUACGACGCUCAAUUUGACAUUUGACGAGUAAUGAACAGAAGGGAUUUGUUCCAAGAGUGACAGCGAGAAAAGAAGGGAAGAGACAGGACUUUGAAGUCGAUUGCACGUAUACAUCUAUAAGUGCUUGUACAGCCCGCUUCUGAAGAUUUGCGAUCCUUGUUGUGAAAGAAAGAAUGAAUGAGAGAGAGAGAGAGAGAGAGAGAGAGAGAGAGAGAGAGA
This is a messenger RNA of Acromyrmex echinatior (Panamanian leafcutter ant), 2744 nucleotides long. RefSeq lists its product as uncharacterized. NCBI's taxonomy places the organism in Eukaryota, Metazoa, Arthropoda, Insecta, Hymenoptera, Formicidae. The record is from RefSeq and is a predicted model, not a curated record.